Molecule: messenger RNA, 3309 nt
Organism: Theileria equi strain WA
Lineage: Eukaryota; Apicomplexa; Aconoidasida; Piroplasmida; Theileriidae
Product: ATP-dependent protease La, putative
Exons: 1
Coding region: 1-3309 (1102 amino acids)
Biological process (GO): protein catabolic process; chaperone-mediated protein complex assembly; proteolysis
Cellular component (GO): mitochondrial matrix
Molecular function (GO): ATP binding; ATP hydrolysis activity; serine-type endopeptidase activity
Source: RefSeq, a predicted model, not a curated record
AUGAAGUUUAUAAAAUCAGCCAUUGAGGGCGCAUUUCUGCGCUCUAGGCCUUUAUUUUCUACAUCGCAAGUCCAGUUUUGCCAACCCACAGAUUCUCCCGUAUUAAUCUCGUUGAUUGGCUCUAAAUCGACAUUUUGCAGUAAAAAUAAUGUCGAAAUUAGCCAAGGUGUACAAGAAAGAGUCGUUUUCCGUGGUAUAAGGAGUUUUUCUACAAAGAAGAAGCCAAAAGAGGUUUCCAAGGCACAAACUGAGGACAAGGAUGCAGAAAGAAACCAAAAUGAAGGUGAAAAUUGUGAUUUUGAAGUGACAGAGGAGGGAAAAGCCCAUGAACCCAAAGAAGAAGAGGACGUGGAGACCUCACUCCACCCCUCAGCAAACAUAAUCCUUGAAAUACUAGGCGGUGGUAAGCAAACAUUUGGCCGCAAGGCUCAGAAUGGUAAGAUUCGGAAGAAACCAAUCGCUCUGACCGAGAGAAAGUCAAAAGAAACCGCCAAUGAAGCUUCAGCUUUAUCAUCAGAUGGUCAACCAGAACCUUUGGUGGAUUCACAGGGUGAUGAUCCAAAAGGAACUGAAAAUUUAGCUUCAGAAAAGCCUGAAAAUGAUCAAGAAGACUCGGAAGUCUCCACCGACGACUCUCCACCAACCAGUGUGACUACACAGUUUACUCUACCAAUCAUACAUUUUUCAUCAUCAAAGCGGGUCCACGCACUUCCAGCCCUUGGUCUGUUUAGGAAGCCUGCAUUCCCAGGUUUUUAUCAGGUUUUGCAGAUUCAGGAUCAGGCGGUUCUGCAAUGUCUCUCCAAUGUAAAACAGAGUUCCGGGCAUGACUAUGUUGGAGGCUUUUUGACAAAGAAGGAAAAAACGACAGAGGUUAACAUACAGUCAUUGCCUAUGCUGAGGGAAGAUGCUGGUUCGGUAAAGUCCCACGAAGAUAUGCACUUGUAUGGAACUUUGUUGCAGAUUAUCACAAUCACGCCAAAUUUGAGUUUUCAGGGUGGUCAAGUAAUUCUAAUGCCACACAAGAGGAUUAAAAUGACUGGGAUAUAUUCCGAUCCAUCAGAUUCAUAUCCUCUAUAUAGAGUUGCUGUUGAAUAUAUUGAGGAUGCACCAAAACACUAUGAAGAUUCCAGCGUGACAAAAGCUUUACAUCUCGAAAUCAUAUCUACAGUAAAGGAACUGAUUAAAACAUCGCAUUUCUACAAGGAACAUUUCGACCAAAUCAUUCGUUUCUAUAAUUUGGACCAUCCCACUAGAUUGGCUGAUUUAAUCGCUGGAAUAUCAUUGGCCAAGAGGGACCAGCUGCAGAAUAUUCUUGCAGAAUUAAACAUUGAUAGGCGUCUUACAAUGGUGUUGGAAAUUGCCAAGAAUGAUUUGGAGUUUGCCAAGGUCCAAAAUGACGUGAAUGCACAGCUAGAGGAGAAACUCUCAAAGGACCAGCGAAAGUACAUUUUAACGGAGCAGAUGAAGAUGAUCAAGAAGGAACUAGGUCUUGAUAAUGAUGAUAAGAGCACAGUCAUUGAAUCUUUUGAGAAGGAGUUUUUACAGGUUUCAAGUCACAUGUCUGAUGAAGCAAAAACAUCCUUUAAUAGUGGAAUUUCCAGGCUUAAACAUCUUGAAUCCUCAAGCGCUGAGUUUGGUGUAUGGCGCUCAUAUUUGGAGUGGCUAGUUGGUCUUCCCUGGGGAAAAAGCACAGAGGAAUCGCGGGAUAUUCACAAGGCAAAGCAAGUUUUGGACUCCCACCACUUUGGUUUAAAGGACGUCAAGACUAGACUUUUGGAGUUUAUGGCCACAUCCAUACUAAAUGGGCAUACAAGUGGAAAAAUAAUCUGUCUGACUGGGCCACCAGGUGUUGGUAAAACAUCAAUUGCUAUUGCAAUGGCGGAGUCCCUCAAUAGGAAGUUAUAUAGAUUAUCACUUGGUGGUUUGUUUGAUGUAGCAGAGAUCAAGGGACACAGACGCACAUAUGUUGGUGCUCUUCCAGGAAAGUUCGUUCAGGCCUUAAAGUAUACCGGCACAAUGAAUCCAUUGAUUGUAUUGGAUGAAAUCGACAAGUUGGGAAGAGACACAAGAGGAGACCCUGCAUCAGCCCUUCUUGAGGCUCUAGAUCCAUCCCAAAAUGCAAAUUUCCGCGACCACUAUCUGGAUAUACCUGUUGAUUUAUCAAAGGUGCUCUUUAUCUGCACAGCGAAUACCACUGAUACCAUACCUAUUCCUCUUUUGGAUAGGAUGGAGUUAAUUACAAUUCCAGGUUACCUGCCUGAAGAGAAGCACGCAAUUUCUAAAAACUUUUUAAUCCCACAAGCUCAAAAGAAUACGGGGCUUACUUCUGAUGUAAUUAAUAUUGAAGACUCUGCUGUUGAUUGCAUUAUUAGGCAAUACUCUCGCGAGGCUGGUGUACGCAAUCUCUUAAAGUGCAUUGAGAAGAUCCACAGGAAAGUGGCUCUAGAUAUUGUUUGGAAAAAGUCUGAUAAGGAGAAUGUGGUAGAAACAACAACUUCUACAGAGACCACUGACGGUGAAUCAGCAGAUUCUGAUGCAGUGCCCACCGCUUUCCCAACUGGAAAGGAAAUACUGAGUUCAAUUUCAGAAAAGAUUGUAGUUACAGAUGACAAGGUUCAGUCAUAUCUCGGAGUCCCGAUAUUUACCAAGGAGACAAUGCAUCCCUAUCCUCUGCCAUACGGUGUUGUACUGGGUUUGGCAUGGACGAAUGCGGGUGGAGCCACCCUCUAUGUCGAGGCCCACGGUCAAAUACUCAACAAGCUUGGAAAGAUCAUUGAACCGGAUAGAUCAGCGGUACUUGCAACUACAGAUGAUAAACCAGACGACGCAAGCAACUUUGGAAAUCCACAUGGUACACUAAAGGUUACGGGUCACUUGGGCACGGUAAUGACAGAGAGUUCGCAAAUCGCUCUAACAUACUGCAAGACAUUUAUAAGGAGGUUCCAGCCAAACAAUAUCUUCUUGGAUGAGGCGCAUAUCCACGUUCACGUACCGGAGGGUGCUACACCAAAGGACGGCCCAAGCGCAGGCAUAACAAUGGCCUCGGCCCUCAUUUCCUUGGCUGCUAAAAAGCGGCUGAAGCCUUCCAUUGCCAUGACUGGCGAACUUACAAUUUCCGGCAAGGUUCUCAGAGUAGGAGGAAUCAAGGAAAAGCUCAUUGCCGCCAUUAGGGAGGACGUACGAACCGUUGUGCUUCCCAAGGGGAACAUGGCGGAUGUUGAUGAACUAGACUCUAGCAUCAAGGACAAACUUUCCUUUGUCUUUGUGGAUUCAUUUGACGAGGUAUACGACGCUGUAUUUGAAGAAUGA